This is a messenger RNA of Prionailurus viverrinus (fishing cat), 4736 nucleotides long. It is a transcript of the gene STX17, whose product is annotated as syntaxin 17. Lineage: Eukaryota; Metazoa; Chordata; Mammalia; Carnivora; Felidae. Gene Ontology annotation, molecular function: SNAP receptor activity; SNARE binding. Gene Ontology annotation, cellular component: autophagosome membrane; SNARE complex; plasma membrane. The transcript has 8 exons. Bases 192 to 1100 code for a protein of 302 amino acids. Gene Ontology annotation, biological process: intracellular protein transport; exocytosis; vesicle fusion. The record is from RefSeq and is a predicted model, not a curated record.
CGUCUGGUGUUUGUGGCCCAGGGGUGCCGGGGGCGACACAGCGAGCGAGAGGCGACUCCAGGCUCGGGGGCAAUGAGGAGAGGACUGGGGAGCCAGAAAUCGGAGCCUCCUGUCAGCCACAUCGGAAGGUUUUUCCAUGUGAGUGGGGAAGACAGUUGCUGCAAGUAGAAGUGACAUAACAUUUUUCUAGAAUGUCUGAAGAUGAAGAAAAAGUGAAAUUACGCCGUCUUGAACCAGCUAUCCAGAAAUUCAUUAAGAUAGUAAUCCCAACAGACCUGGAGAGGCUAAGAAAACACCAGAUAAAUAUUGAAAAGUAUCAAAGGUGCCGAAUCUGGGAUAAGUUGCAUGAAGAGCAUAUCAACGCAGGCCGUACAGUUCAGCAACUCCGUUCCAAUAUCCGAGAAAUGGAGAAACUUUGUUUGAAAGUCCGAAAGGAUGACCUAGUACUUCUGAAGAGAAUGAUAGACCCUGUUAAAGAAGAAGCAUCAACAGCAACAGCAGAAUUUCUUCAACUCCAUCUGGAAUCUGUAGAAGAACUUAAGAAACAAUUUAAUGAUGAAGAAACUUUAUUACAACCUUCUUUGACCAGAUCCAUGACUGUUGGUGGAACAUUUCAUACUGCUGAGGCUGAAGAUGAUCCUCAGAAUAUGACUCAGGUAUAUGCGUUGCCUGAAAUUCCUCGAGAUCAAAAUGCUGCAGAAUCAUGGGAAAGCUUAGAAGCGGACUUAAUUGAACUUAGCCAACUGGUCACUGAUUUCUCUCUCCUAGUGAAUUCUCAGCAGGAGAAGAUUGACAGCAUUGAAGACCAUGUCAACAGAGCUGCUGUGAAUGUUGAAGAGGGAACCAAAAACUUGGGGAAGGCUGCAAAAUACAAGCUGGCAGCUCUGCCUGUGGCAGGUGCACUCAUCGGAGGAGUGGUGGGGGGUCCGAUUGGCCUCCUUGCAGGCUUCAAAGUGGCAGGAAUUGCAGCUGCACUUGGUGGUGGGGUGUUGGGCUUCACAGGUGGAAAACUGAUACAAAGAAAGAAACAGAAAAUGAUGGAGAAGCUCACUUCCAGCUGUCCAGAUCUCCCCAGCCAAACUGACAAAAAAUGCAGUUAAAACCCAACUUCAGUCUUAUUGGCGCCAACAUGUCUAUCCUAAUGAGGACCUUUGCUGCUGUUGGACACUCAGUCAGUUUUGGAACAUGAUUAUAUCAAGAUAGUGGCUGUAGAUGUUCAAGUGGGAUUGAACUGUGAUAAGUGGAUAUAUUUUGUUGUUUGCUGGAGUGUUAAUGGAGAUGUUAGAGAUUGAGGAGCCUGGGAUGAGGGUGUGUAGUGUUGUCGGGUAAAGUUUAAAGACUGCCAAGGAGCAGAUUUUCUGCCUGGAAAUGUGAAAAUUGAGCUUACAACUCUGAUAAGGACUUGAGAUGUAUGGACAUGAUGGGUUAUGGAAGACUAGUUUAUUCUAUAACCCUGACUUGGAGACCCUAAGGUUAAGUAUCUUAUAAAUAUGUUUGUUUAUCUCCCAAACAUAGGAGAUUAUUUGGCCCAUUAACAAAGAAAAGAAUGGGGAGUUUAGGAGCCUUUCUUAUCAAAUAAGGAAGUCGGGGAGUUUAGGAGCCUUUCUUAUCAAAUAAGGAAGUCGGGAUCUCACGGGGGGGAACAGAUGAGCUACAUGGUGGAGUCCAUUUGGUGAACCUUAUUGCAGUUUGGUCACCUGUAUUUUCUGGUGUCGGACACUAAUAGUGUCAGAAAAUGGAAAGAGAGGUGCAACUUCUCUUGCAGGUAACUUAAUUUGUGACACUGGCUUCUUCUCUGAACUCUUCUUUCUGUCUCUCUUUAAAUAAAGAACACAGAAUCUCAAGUGGUAGGAGACUAUUAAGCCAGUCACUGAGCUUGCUCUGUCAGUCUGUCUCUUAACACCUCAAAGAUCCAGUGGCCUCUGCCUUCCCUCCCUUGUAAUUUUGAACAGUUCUUUGACUUGUGGGGUGAAUUCUACCCAUGUGUAAUGAGGACUUUUCUCAUAAUCUGCUUUCUUGUACUGUCUCUCAUCUCUGUUUCCUUCCAAUCAUCCUUACUUGUAACCUCUAGGUGAAAGAGAGAAAAAAAGGGAAGAGAAAUCUCCAAAUAUUGCCAACAUUGUUAGAGUUUGAGGUAAAAAAAAAUAAAUAAAUAAGCAGAAGGUAGGGGGACACCAGAUCAUUUCUUAGGGACGUCUUACAAUUUCAAGAGACUGAUGUCCCUGCCACACAGGGACUCUCUGACCCUAAGUCUUUCUAGCUGGCCCUUGGAGGAGGGCUUUCUACCUCACUUCUGUUACUGCCAUCCUUUUCCCCAGGCUCUGCUGUCUCCUGUGCUUUCCUUUACUUUUCACAGCUGCUAUUUCUUCCCAAGAAUGGCGUUCUUGCCUGCCUUUUCUCACAUUCAAGAUGGUAGACAAAGCCUGGUGCCAAGACUCAGUCCUCACGAAGGAUUUGUGGUGCUAAUCCCAACAGAGCAAGCAUGGCCCAGCCUAACCUAGUGUCUGUCUUAUCAAAUAGCAAAGAGAUUUUAAAUUUGGGAGAAAAGAAUUCAAAAUCACAGGUAGCCUCAUUCUGCACCCCCAACUCAUUUGAAAUAGGAAGGAACUUCCUUUUGCCUUAAUUUUUACUGUUUUCUGAGAGCAGAGGAAUGGGCACCUAUACCACCAAAUGUGUGAGCUCGGGAACCAGAUUCCUCAGGUGGUUGAAUGGUUUAUCACUUCUCUCUUGUUGAGUUUACUCUUAAUAAUUUUUAUUAAUUCUACCUUUUACUUCUUUGUCUAAUCUAAACAGACCUUUCUCUCUCCCACUUUCUUGACGGUCACUAAUGAAUCUUUUUUUUUCCCUUUUAUUUAAAUGCAAGUUAGUUAACAUAUAGUGUAAUAAUGGUUCAGGAGUAGAAUUAGUGAUUCAUCACUUUACAUCCCACUCACCAAUGAAUUCUAAUGAAGAGAAAGCACCAUUUCUUACUGUCAUUCAACAACUGGAAAAUAUCAAGUAUUGCUAACUGUUGACUUGUAUCUUUAGUAUAAUGCCAAGAAGGAAAUGCUUUGAAUAAGUGUUGGAUUCUAAUCCAGUAUUUGAUACUGGAUUCCUGUAAGGUUGGGAUAUUUGGAACUCCACCUUUUUAAAUAUUUUCUGAUCCUCGCUGUCCCUUUAACAGAGGGUAUUCAAACCAGACUGAGGAUCAGAAUCACCCAGGGUCCUUGUUUAAAACAAGAUUGCUAAACUUCAGUCCCAUAGGUACUUCUAAUAAUGGCCAAAUCUGGCCUGGCCAGCCAAAAUUACAAAUUUAAGGUAGAGUUACAUCAAGAUUGAGCUGUAUCAUUGAGUUCUGUAAUUUCUAGUAUUCUGCCCUUCAUUGUGGCCCAGUCUUCAUCUCGACAUAUUACUCCCACUCUGCCAACCCGCACUUGGCUAUGCGUUUUAAGCCCACCUGCUGAACAGCACCAGGGACUAGUUUUACACUGGAGCUGGAGGAGGGAGGAGGCCUGUAACUGAAGCUCACAUUUCGUCUGGGGAUCUCAUUUAUACUCCCACUGCAUGUUCCCAUAUAGACCUUUGGUUUUCAGUAGUCGUCAGGAUCGGAAUAUUACUCUAGCAGUCUUCAUGUUCAGGCAACUUACAGCCCUUUUAAAAAGUUUUACAAUUUAAAAUUAUUUAGAAAUUGUAUCUAAUUUCCCCAUAAUAGAACUUAAUAGCUAACUUUUUGUAGAAAUUUCUUGGAAGUGUUUAAUCAACCUAUAAAGUGUUUAGAGGUAUAAAUUAGACAAUAUGACACAGAAACCAAUCUUAAACUGAAUUUAAUGCCCUACAGUAUCAGAUUAAGUUCAUCUUCUCUGUGAUUCAUGUCUUAUUUUUACUAGAUCACAUUAGAAGAUAAGGGGCACUUUGAUUAAGUUCUUAAAAUUUACAGAGGUACCAACUUCCAGUUAUAAAAUAAAGAAGUCAUGGGUGAAAAGUACAGAAUGGGGGUGGGGAGAAUGUCCUGAGGCUCAUUUGGAUAAAGGCAGUGCUCCUAAAGACUGUUUUUCCUGAAGACUUUUGUGAUGUAAUAGUUUUGAGAAUUUCUCUGUAGAGCAGAGACUUUGAAACUUUUUGGUUGUAACUCACAGUAAAAAAUGCAUUUAUAUCAAAACUCAGCAUAUGCAUAAUGGAACGACAUUAUGUGUAGGGUACUCUGAUGCUUUUUAUUGUUUCAGUUUUUAAAAUAUGCUGGUUGCAACCUACCAAAUUGAUUUCAUAAUCUACCAAUGGAUUGUGACCCUUAGUUUGAAAAGAAGAAAACACCUAAUGGAGGAACUGAUAUUUAUUGAAUAUCUUUUGUUUUCCAGGCACUUCACUAGGCAUUUUACAGGUAAGGACACUGAGUCUCAGAGAUGUUACAUAAUUUGCAGGGGGGUAUUCAGGUGUAAAAAGUUGAAGCCAGGAUGUUCACUAGGUCUCUUGAACUACAAAAAUUUCUAUUACUCUCCUACUAUGCUACUUCUGUAUAUAAAAUUGAGGUAGGCCAUUCGUCCUGCUUCAGCCAAACCCCAAUUUAUUCUGUAAGGCAGGCUUGCUGUGAAUUUACAUAUGCCAUUCGUUUGCAGUGGGGUUUUUUUUUUUUCCUACUCUUUUGUCACAAAGUGUCCCACAUCCUCAGAGUUUUCAAUAGUGGCUGAUGCAGAAGUACCCAGUGCUGAAUUUGGUCCUUAGACUAUGAAAUUAAAAAUGUUUCCAUUCCACCUGCACAU